Centrocercus urophasianus (Greater sage-grouse) is the source of this 3346-nucleotide messenger RNA. Its product is annotated as ubiquitin carboxyl-terminal hydrolase 35-like. Gene Ontology annotation, cellular component: cytosol; nucleus. Gene Ontology annotation, biological process: protein deubiquitination; ubiquitin-dependent protein catabolic process. The record is from RefSeq and is a predicted model, not a curated record. The coding region runs from base 85 to 3081 and encodes 998 amino acids. Gene Ontology annotation, molecular function: cysteine-type endopeptidase activity; cysteine-type deubiquitinase activity. The transcript has 11 exons. NCBI's taxonomy places the organism in Eukaryota, Metazoa, Chordata, Aves, Galliformes, Phasianidae.
UGCCCGCGGGGCUGCGGCUUUCUGCCCGCCCGGAGCGAUAGGGGAAGGACCGGGCACGGCUCCGGAGUGAGCUGGAAAACAAAGAUGGAUAAGAUACUGGAAGCUGUGGUGAUGUCCUCAUACCCCAACAAUGUGAAGCAAGGGCUUGUGAGGCGCGUCAUUGAGGCAUCAAAGCAGCCCAUGGACAGCGAGCAAUGCUGGUCCAUGCUGGAGCUGUGCACCAAGCUGUAUCUCGUGGGGGACACAAAAUAUAAAAGAGAGAUCGGGAAAGAGGUUUUGGAGGUCUAUGGCCACUACCACCCAGAGGAAUUUGAGGAGUUCUUCAAUGUCCGCUUCCUGCUGAGUCUCCUCCAGGAAGGCUAUGGGCCUCUGGGGAAGAGAAGCCAUUACGUACUUGAUUAUAUCCAGUUAGGACUGCAGUUUGUCUUGGAAAGUCCAUCAGCAAACAGCAUUUUCAGCUUACUGAGGAUCGAGGUGCUCCGCAAAGUCUGUGAGAGGCCCAGCCCCAAGCAGUGUGCAAAGAUCAGCAAACUCCUAACGCAACAUCCUCAGUGCAUCCCCACAGGCAAACACCAGGUCCUGUUCUGUCAGCAGCUGAUACGGUGCAUUGGGCAGUUUCAGUGUGUCUCUGAGGGGGAAGAUGACAUCAUGGAGUUUUUGGAGCAGGUGAACAAGGUGAGCGGUCUGCUGCAGAGGAUCUGGAGGACUCAGACCUCGGCCAUCCUGCCCUCGCUGAAGGAGCUGUUCACUAUCAUUUCUUCAACAGAGGAGCAGGAGGUGCCAUCCAAUGCCUUAGCCAGCGUGGUCCAAUUUGUCCCUCUGGAGCUCAUGGAUGGUGUCAUAAGAAACCUAACCAAUGAUGACAGCAUCACCGAUGUGCAAAUGAUGAUGGCCAUUGGCAGGAUGAUCGACUGGGUGUCAUGGCCCCUGGGGAAGAACAUAGACAAGUGGAUCAUUGCUCUGCUGAAGGGUUUGGCUGCAGUGAAAAAGUUCAGCAUCUUGAUUGAAGUUACUCUUUCAAAAAUUGAAAAGGUCUUCUCCAAGCUGCUGUACCCCAUCGUGAGGGAGGGGGCUUUGUCUGUCCUACAGUACAUGCUCUUGAGCUUCCAGCACUCCCAUGAAGCAUUUCACUUGCUGCUCCCUCACAUCCCCAAGCUGGUGGCCUCACUGAAGAAGGAGGAUUCCAACUCUGCCACCAGCUCCCUGGAGCAGCUGGCUGAGCUCAUCCACUGCAUGUUCUUCCGCUUCUCAGGAUAUCCAGAUCUCUAUGAACCAGUGUUGGAAGCUAUAAAAGCUCUUCCAAUUCCAAAUGAAGACCGGAUUAAACAUCUCUUGGGACAAAAUGCUUGGACCUCCCAGAAGAAUGAGCUGGCCUGCUUCUACCCACGCCUGGCCUCCAAAUCAGAGACAGGGAAGAUCGGCUUAAUUAACUUGGGAAACACUUGCUACAUGAACAGCGUCAUCCAGUCUCUUUUCAUGGCUUCGGACUUUCGGCAUUCGGUGUUGAAUUUAACUGAGGGCAUCUCCCAGCCCCUGAUGACAAAACUCCAGUGGCUCUUUGCAUUUUUGGAGCACAGUCAGCGACCUGCCAUCUCACCCGAGAGCUUCCUCUCUGCCUCCUGGCCACCCUGGUUCACCCCUGGUGCUCAGCAGGACUGCUCGGAGUAUCUCAAGUACCUCCUGGAUCGAUUGCAUGAAGAAGAAAAAACUGGAAAGAGGAUCUACCAGAAACUCAAGGAAUCCGGCUUGACGUCUCAAGCCACGGAGCAUCAUUCCUUAAACAAGACGUUGAUUGAGAAGAUGUUUGGGGGGAAAAUGACGACAAAGAUUCGUUGCUUGAAGUGUUUGAACAUCUCCUCUAGAGAAGAAGCCUUCACAGACCUGUCGUUGGCCUUUCCCCCUCCAGAUAGGCCCAUACAUGGACCAGGAAGCACCUCUGUUUUGCCCGUGGCAGAAGUCAGCCCACAGUUUAUUGAGCCUCACAAAUACCCAAGCCAGCCAACAGGGUCUCCCUGGGUCCGGAGGAAGCCCCCUGUGCCUGGAGAUCCCGCAGCCCAGCCGGUGCCGGUGGAAUCACUGGGUUUUCAGGAGCCCAGAGAACCAGCACAUCCCUUAAGCAACAGUGCUGCUGGCAUGGAUACAGCCAAAGAUCCUCACUUGGCUUUUGCGGAGCAGACAUGCGCUCCUAAGGACUCCCGAUCCGUCCCAGAUUUAAUCAACUAUUUUCUGUCCCCAGAGAGGCUGACAGCAGAGAAUCAGUACCACUGCGAGCAGUGUGCUUCCUUGCAGGAUGCUGAGAAGGUGGCAGAGCUGACAGAGGGCCCGCACUACCUCAUCCUCACACUGCUGCGGUUCUCCUUCGACCCGCACACCAUGAAGAGGAGGAAGAUUCUGGACAACGUCUCCAUCCCUGUGGUGCUUAAACUGCCCAUCCUUGUCAGCUCAGAGGAAACUGAGGACGUUUGCCGGCAUGGGGAGGUCAGGGCUGACCGGGGCAGCACCUUUGUGCCCGCCGUGUACGAUCUGUGCAGCGUGGUGGUGCAUUCGGGCAUCUCCUCCGAGAGCGGCCACUACUACUGCUACUCCAGAGAGUGCACUGACACCGUGCCCCACGCACCGCCCCGCGACGGGACACCAAAACCGGCUUCUGGCAAGCAGUUGGACUUUGAAAUCCCGUGGUACCUCUUCAAUGACACCAGGGUUUCCUUCUCCUCCUUUGAAUCAGUCAGCAAUGUGACUUCUUUCUUCCCCAAGGACACUGCCUACGUGCUCUUCUACAGGCAGCGGGAGGGCAGGCCAAGCUCCCCACUGCAUGAGGCUGUGGCAGAAGCCAGCCAGCUGCACAGCGAACUGUCCCUCAAUAAGGACUUGAUGGAAGCCAUCUCCAAAGACAACAUCCUCUACUUGCAGGAGCAGGAAAAAGAGGCGAGGAACAGAGCUGCCUACAUUUCCACCUUGCCAAAAUCCCCUCUGUGGUGGAGAGACUUUGAGAGGGACAAGGAUGAUGACAGCUCACCAGGAGGAUGCAGUCCUGGAGGGGGUGGAGGUGGAUCUGGCUCUUUUCAUGGACUUGUCUUCUAGCAACCAGUGUCUAUCAGACAGCCCUUGUCCAUUGGGCGGACCCAAAGCUGAAGGCUUCUCUUUCUCACCUCGGUGUCAGUGAGCAACUCAGGAGAGAAUUUGGGGAACAAUGCAAUGGAAAAAGACUCAGGGGCUGAUUUGGAGACUAUUAUUGGCACCUGGAGGUUUCUACUGCUUUCUAUGCACUUAACGCCUUAAAUUAAGCCCUGCAGCUAAGCACCUGAGAGACAAGCGUCUGCCAACAGCUUGAAGAAGUGCCCUUCUG